AGGUGGAGCCACCGUGUUCCUGCUCCCGUGUUUGAUUCUACCAUUCUUCCAGCUCGGCGUCAUGCUCAUCCUCAAUACGACCAUCACCGUGUGCUUGACGUUUUUCUUCCUGAUGCCCGCGCUGAUGAUAUGUGGCCCCAUGGGGCAGUGUGGACGAACACUGCGUGUGCUGUUCUGCAUGGGGAAGCCCCGCCCACCUCCUUCUGCAGACGAGGGUGCCGUCGAACCUGCAGACGAGAAUGCCUCCGAAGGAAAUGACGAAGGAAACGAUGCUGGGAGAGCUACGUGGGCCCAUGACACCGCUCCGACAGCAACUUCCAUCUAGCGCGGGCCUCCCCCGGACUACACAGUGCACACGGUCCACGCUUACCAGAUGUCUGACAAGCCCGACAGACGGAGUCGAGUGACAGAUGUUCUCAAGCACGCUGGAGUUGCGAUAGUUGGCGGAGCGUUUACAACAGGUGGAGCCACCGUGUUCCUGCUCCCGUGUUUGAUUCUACCAUUCUUCCAGCUCGGCGUCAUGCUCAUCCUCAAUACGACCAUCACCGUGUGCUUGACGUUUUUCUUCCUGAUGCCCGCGCUGAUGAUAUGUGGCCCCAUGGGGCAGUGUGGACGAACACUGCGUGUGCUGUUCUGCAUGGGGAAGCCCCGCCCACCUCCUUCUGCAGACGAGGGUGCCGUCGAACCUGCAGACGAGAAUGCCUCCGAAGGAAAUGACGAAGGAAACGAUGCUGGGAGAGCUACGUGGGCCCAUGACACCGCUCCGACAGCAACUUCCAUCUAGCGCGGGCCUCCCCCGGAGCGCGGCGCGCCCGUGCUGCCGUAGCGCUCUUGCUCCUCGAGAUCCCGUUCCAGAGAUCCGACGCUCCAACAAAAGUUGGAGCUGCGGGAUUUUGGCCGUUGUCGGCCUCCAGGAGCCCUCGUGGGGCCUCGGGAGCGUCGAACAAUUAUUAUUUAAUCGCUUUGCUCAUUCCGCCGGCCCAUACGGUCUCAUGUCUGCCGUUUGCCCGAGGGCCUGGUGUCAAUGCGGCGCUUUGGGG
This is a messenger RNA of Prorocentrum cordatum, 1040 nucleotides long. Lineage: Eukaryota; Dinophyceae; Prorocentrales; Prorocentraceae. The record is from the annotation of a GenBank genome assembly.